CAUGUAAUUGUUUUAGAAUUAGGUCUUCCUUAAAAAGAGACAAAGCAAAAGACAAAAUUCAGUUUUCACAGGGAACGACCCUGUUGAGAAGGAUUGGUCUUCUUCGGAAGAAAUUUUUCAGGGAAGACAUCCAAAAGAGAGAAGUCUAGCGCAGUCUUUUUAGAAGGAGGCAACGCAACAAAUAGCAUUCAGUUCUCCCCAGGGAACUAAAAACAAGGCUGUUCAGAAAGAUUAGUUUACCUCACAAGAGAAUUUGAAGGGAAGACAAUCAAGGAGAGGACUCUAGCGCAACCAUGAAGCGUUUUGUUUUCUUCAUGAUAACUUGGGCCUUGGUGGCGGCAGUCCCUCGUGACAACCGAGCUCAGGCUGAAAACCAAGAUAAAGACCCUGACGUACCCAAAGAACUUUUCGACAACUCAAGGGAAUAUCCUGAAAAUAAUUUCCAUACUUUUGAAGACGCACCCGAAGAAGUUUUCGACAAUUCAAGGGAAUAUUCCAAAUAUAAUUUCCAGGCUUUUGAAGAAGACGUACCAGAAGAAGUUUUCGACAGUUCAAGGGAAUAUCCCGAAAAUAAUUUCCAGACUCCUGAAAGAAACGCACCUGAAGACGUUUUCGACGAUUCAAGGGAAUAUCCAGGAAAUAAUUUCCAGACUUUUACGGUAGAAGACGUGAUUAAAGAUUCUUUUGACAAACAGAGGAACCUUCACGAAGAUCAUUCUAGAUAUUAUUAUUAUUGGGAUACAAAUAACAUCGCUUAUGUAAAGAUUGUAGCGAUGACGGGCGACGCUUAUGGUGGAGGUCAAGAGCGUCGCUGGGGCGCAAAUCCAGAACUGGAGAUCGUUCUGAACAACGGCAUGAAAUAUCGAGCAGAGUUGAAAGGCGACAAGUAUAAAGGAAAAAGAUACGACACAGAAUUGUACGUCCACAGUGACUUCACACCGAAACUCGUGUGCACUCAUCAAGACAUCAAGAAAGUUUAUCUCAAGGCUCGAGGCAAUGAUGGAUGGUACGUAGAAUCGAUCGCUACCUACACCGCCGGAAGAAAUAAAAAGUACACCAAACUGACCACUGAUCCAGGCUUCAGUAUGUGGGUAGAUGGUAAUGAGGAACAUCUUUUCCCAUACAAUGCCAAAAAGCACCUCCUCACCAAUGCUGUUCCAGGAUCCUGUAUCACCUACAUACGUGUAGACGCAAGUACUGGGGACGAGGUAGGAGCUGGUUUCUCGAGCGAGUGGGGGAAGAACCACUUGAUAGUACUGAUUCUAUCAAAUAACCAGAAACUUCAGGCACAACUUGAAGGGCCUAUGAUACGAGACACAGCUUAUAUGCGAGAGUUACACUUUGCAAGCCGGUUUCAGACUACACAGUGCGUGACAUUAUCUGACAUUAAGGAAAUUCACCUACAAACUCAAUAUGGAGGAAAUGACGGUUGGUACAUAGCAUCCAUUCGCACGUCUGCUAAGACUGGCGAUAAGCAGUACGAAGAUCUGACAAAUGAUCCGCGCCUCAACAAGUGGCUUGAUGCUAAUGAAGAGUACAAGUAUCCAUACAAUGCCAAAGACAUCAAACUAACANAUUCGUUCCCUUGCGAUCCGCCAUCUUGA
Messenger RNA from Orbicella faveolata, 1604 nucleotides. RefSeq lists its product as uncharacterized. Gene Ontology annotation, biological process: iron ion transport. The record is from RefSeq and is a predicted model, not a curated record. Gene Ontology annotation, cellular component: plasma membrane. Gene Ontology annotation, molecular function: oxidoreductase activity; copper ion binding. Lineage: Eukaryota; Metazoa; Cnidaria; Anthozoa; Scleractinia; Merulinidae.